This is a messenger RNA of Alligator mississippiensis (American alligator), 7006 nucleotides long. It is a transcript of the gene WDR38, whose product is annotated as WD repeat domain 38. The transcript has 9 exons. The record is from RefSeq and is a predicted model, not a curated record. Gene Ontology annotation, biological process: negative regulation of transcription by RNA polymerase II. Gene Ontology annotation, molecular function: protein binding. The coding region runs from base 4143 to 5408 and encodes 421 amino acids. Gene Ontology annotation, cellular component: transcription repressor complex; nucleus. NCBI's taxonomy places the organism in Eukaryota, Metazoa, Chordata, Crocodylia, Alligatoridae.
UUGGGUAGGGGAGUUACAUUUGGUGUGUGGUGUGCGCUCUCUACGGCUGUGCUCACAGGCACUGCUUCUCAGCAGGGAGGCUUGCUGGGGUGGUCCAGAGCGAGGUCAGAGCAGAGCAGAUGGUCCGGUUGUUAGAUGCAGAAAGCCAGGUCUCAAGUGCAUCUCAAGACCUUGUCCCGGGGUCUCGGAGCAUCUUGCCAACAUUCAUCCAGACACACUUCACAUCCGCAUCGUCAUCCCCAGGGGUACGGGGCCACAGGGAGGGACCUGCCCCAUGCAUCGAGCCCAGGGAAAGCCAGGGCAAGAAGAGACUGCUGUCCUCUACUACAAUCAUUAGCCUCUGCACUACAGCCCUCUCGGGGCCUGGCACCGAGCCCAGCUUUCCUGACUCCAGGCAACCCCCCACUCCCCGGUCCUUGGAGCAGAGGAUGUUCGGUAACAUCUCGUGGAGCAGGGAAUCGGCAGAAUUGCUCACGGCCUUUGUGUGACGGAGCCAGUGGCACCUUUGUCCCACGAGCUGCAGCCAUGGUGGGAGCAGUGGCCAGCUGAAUAGUGAGGGAGGGACAGAACACUGAUUUCAUUCAUGGCCCCAGCGGGGCUCAGAUGAUGCACGGGACGAGUCCUCCCCCAGCAAGCUGCUUUACAAGCCCCAGGAACAGAAUGAGCCAUUCAGGGAAGUGACCGGGCUGCUGCCCUUGGCAGACCUGUGACUCUGGGGCUGCACGGCAAGCAGGGCUUGACAUUUAUCCUUCCCAGGCUGGAUCCAGUGACAACACAGGGGUUUGUUGUGAGCUGGAUCUGUCUGGGAGGAAAAUGAUAUGCCGGUCAUGUGCAUUCCUAGACCACUGCUUCCCCUGCUGCAUGUGUUCAGUGCCACCAGCAGCCCGGGCUGGGUGAGAGUCACUCGCACGUGUGGCAGAGCUGUCAGCUGCUUUCUCCCUUCAUUCUCCCUAACUUCAUUUCUCCCUAACAUCUAUUAUCUAUAUACUAUUUCCUACCUUGUGCGGCUGCCUAGAAGAGUGCCGUGCACUGCAAGGGCUGUUACAUGGGGGGUCGGUGCAAAACCUUCCAGCCUGGAGGGAGACACAUUGUGCCACCACUUCCCAGUCCCAGCUCUGGGUGGAAAGGGGGGAGUUUGGCUGGAGGUGCUGAGUUUCCAGACCCCGCUGCCUCUCCCUGGAGGCUCAGCUCAGGGGCUAGCUGAGAUCAGAAGAUGCAGGGAGGCCUCGGGGUGACUUCAGCUCGUUAACAACGCCCUGCUGCCCCUCACCUAACAGACGCCCACAACCAGCACUGCAGGGAAGGUGGCACGGGCCCAGACAACCCGUUACAGGGGGUGAGGCUGGCAGCAAAGCAGAGGCAAGGGCCUUCCAGGGUGCCUUGCGAUUGUGGGAAAAGGAAGAGCUCCUGUGUGGCUCCUUUCAGAGAGGAGGCUGUGGGUCAGGUCCAGCCAGGGCCCGCUGGACAUAUGGACAGACGUGCCCUUAGACACUGCUGUGCUUCUAGCAAGUGCCGUGGGCAGGGGGAGUGUUUAACCCUCCGCAUUUACACAGCAGCUGGCAAAGCCUAACAGAGCGGAGGCAACAAGAGCAGCCCCAGGAGCACCAGGCACGAGGUCUGCCGGAGCUCCCAGGCCACGCGAACCAGGACCCGCAGCUCCCAGCCGCGGCUCCAGACGGCAGCCUUGGGGAGAAGACUCUGCAUUUCCACGGCACUCUUGAAAGCGCUCUGCAAACGGAAGGCAAGGGUUUCUUAGGGUCAUCUCUCUUAUUGAACCAACUCUGUAGCUGGGAUGAAGUUAAACAAGGUUUUGAUGCAAAACUUUCAUUCUCAGGUCUGAGGAAGCAAAAUUCAGGAAACAAACAGAAGCCAAUUCAGCCUCACGCCCAAGCAUUGGUAGUGCCCCCACACUGCUCUCCCCCAACACGACAGCCCACGUGCAGUGCCUCUCCCCGCUCCAAACAGAAGUGAAACGCACUGUGGGGUCCUACCCCUGCACCCUUUUGGGGAGUUGUGGUACCAGGUGCUAGUAUCCGAGUCAGAGGGGCUCUGGGUCAGGUGUACCGGGACAGCCACACGCAGCCCUCGUCCAAACGUGGGGUCCUGCUCAGGGUAACGUCCGUCUCAGCGUGGUCUCAGAGGUCUGAGCAGUGUGACUGGGAACAUCACCUUCCAAGCAGGGCAGCCCGGCGCUCCCCGACGGGGGAUCCAGAAGAGCAGUGCUGAAGGACGCCCGUGGGAACUGGGGCUGUUUCUUUACCCGUGCAAACCCGCUGGGCAGGGCAGGGCAGGGCAGGGCAGGGGGACAGCCGGGCACUGACGGAGGCAGGUGCGGUUCUGACUCACCCCGUUCGCCCCUGCGGAGAGAAGAAAGCCUGCCUUUCCUGGCACCAUGCCCGAGAUGCACGGCCACAGCCCCGCUAGGGUGACCGCCGCAAGCGGCUUGUGGUUUGGGGCAGGGUCCGCCUGCAUCUGUUUCAGAUUCCUGUUCCGCUCAUCCUGGAAAUGGCUGAUUUACUGGAGAAGCGUUUCCCUCAGGAAAUCUGCUUCAGGCUGCGGGAUGUCUUCAGUUACAAGGGAAAAACAAACAGCUGCAUCCUUGGAAACCCUGAUCUUUUGGAAACGCCGGCGCCAGGUCCUGGGCUCCCCUUGGCCAGCCCCUGCAUGACUAGCCUGUGGGCACAACGCAGGGACCCACCGAGAGUCUGUGCUUCGGGCCCCACUGCCCCGUGGGGAAAGGCUGCUGGCAGCUGCCCAUUUCAUCUCUCUGCAGGCACUGAUUAAUUAGCAGGGUCACUUACAAGCCAGGGCCAGCGCUGGAAGGGUGCACACCUCAAGGGAGGGGAGAACGGGUCAGAUGCUCUAGUUUAGGAACAUGAGAGCCAGGACCUGGAAAGGAGGAAAGAGCAAAAGGGGGACAAGUAUCCAGCAGUUUCCAGAAGCAAGAGUUGCUAGGUGGGAAGCCGUGAGCUAUAUCCCAUGGUGCGGGGGGGACUGGGGCUUGUGAGCACUGGGCCACCCUGGUGAAAUGCCCAUCCUGUCCCUGCUGAAAGCAUGGAGCCUUUAAGCCCCAAGCAUCGCUGGCACAUGGCUGCUCACAGCUCCUGAGCUAUGCCAGGCAGUCCCGAUACACUCAUGCCAUGUCCAGCCAGGAGGACAGGUGCUCUUCCUGCACAGCGAGGGGUCUGGAUGCCUGCUGCUUUGCUGUGGGUUUCCUGCCUGACCCUGGGGCAGGCCCAUUUCCUUUCUGUGUCUCCCGUCAGCAAGGUGGGAGUGGAGCUGUCUGGGAGGUUUAUAACGAAUUCAGAGGCAUUUGCAGGUCCCUGUGGAGACCCCCUAGUGCAGGUGGCAUUGGACAUGCUCAGCUUGGACUUUCAUGGCCAGACUCCUGGCUCCAGCAUGGUGCGGGAGUGUCUUGACCUCCGUCCCUGCACGAGGUGUCUCUGACCUGGGACCCAGAGCCACCCACUUCCCGGUGCCUGCCUGCGCUUCCAGCUGGCAUGUGCAGCAGCGACCCGCAUCUCCUGCCUGAGACCAGGUAGGGACCCGCCACUGCAGCCAGGGCAGGCCCCCGAGCCACACGAUGCUCAGGCCUCCCAUGCCCCCUCGUGCCUUCUCCUUGAAACUGCAGCUCCUUGCAGUGCCCCGGGCCAGCUCCAUCGGGGCGAUGGUUUUGCUACCUGGAUACAUGUUGUCCAUCAUCCUGGUGAAGCGGGUGCAUUGCCAGGAAGUUCGGUGCCAUACCCACCUGGGACCAAGACAGAGAGUGCAGCGGGCACGGCGACUGUCACAGGAAAGCAAGAGGCACGAGCUUCCUGCACUGUUUGUCCAUGUCCUUCUCAACUGAGUGUCAGCGCCAGGGAUCAGUGGGGCUGCAACGAGGCCAGGACUUCACCCCUCUGCUGCUGUGAAAGUGCACGAGCUUCACGUGUGCAAAUGGAUGGGCUCAGCUGGGUGGAAGCCUGAGCAUUUACACUGACCUGACGCUGAAAAGAGCAGCACGUUAGCACUGCUCUAAGAGGGAAGAUGCACUCCUCUGCUUUACAGACUGAAGCCGUGAAGCGACCCUGCAGCAACCGGCCGUUGCAUGUGGAACGAACCUCCGAAGGUGCUUCUCUCAAGGGGUGCGGAGAAGGGCAGGCAUGCUGCGGUUGCUAAUCCACCCGCCGGCCUGCAGAAGAAUGCAAACUCGCUCCAGUGUCACCAAGGAGACAGCCGGGCGUCUCUGUACACAGUGCCCGUCCCGAACACCAGUCGACCUAAACCAGCUCCUGACCUCCUGCAAGAGGCUCCUGCAUGAGCUGAGGCCCUGCUGCCAUCCCCCCGCGGCAGGCUGGGCGGUCUGGGGAGAAGGAGCAGGCUCGCUGCCCAAGCAGCAGACAGCUAUUCCUCUCUGCCGCGCCCGAAUCCAGGCAGAGAUGUGGAGGAGCCUCUCCGAGCGCUUUGCUGUGCUGGAUGUGACGUACUUCGUGAGGCACAAAGGCGAGGUCAAUGCUUGCGCUUUCUCUGCCGACUGCCAGCACCUCCUGACUGCCUCGGACGACAGCAGGCUCUUCCUCUGGAAUGCUAAAACUGGAGCGCUGCUCUGCAAAGUCACCGGGCACGCAGGGCCAGUGAAAGACUGCAGGUUCUCUCCAGACUGCGCCCUCUUUGCCAGCGCCUCUCACGACUGCACGGUUCGAGUGUGGGACACAGCGACCGCUGAGUGCGUCCACGUGCUGGAAGGUCACUGCAAGAGCGUGGAGACCGUGCGCUUCAGCCCCGAUGCCCGGCAGCUCCUGUCAGGAGGCUGGGACCACAUGGCCAUCCUGUGGGACACGCAGUUAGGUCAGAUGUUAAGGCUCUUCUCUGGGCACCGUGACGUCAUCCAAAGCUGCGACUUUUCCCUGAACACGCAGUACCUGGCAACUGGUUCCUGGGACUGUACAGUUAAAGUCUGGAGUUUGCGUACAGAUGGAGAUAACACUCUAGAAGGACACCGGGGCAACGUUAGCUGCGUUUGCUUCUCUGCAUCAGGAAUGCUGGCAUCGGGCUCGUGGGACAAGACCGUGCGGGUCUGGAACCCAUGCAGCGGGGUACUCGUUUUCCUCCUGGAGGGGCAUUCAUCCUGGGUGAAGAGCGUGUCCUUCUCCAGGGACGGACUACUGCUGGCCACUGCAGGCUAUUCAGAAAUGGUGAAAGUGUGGGACUGCAGAACAGGGAAGUGCAUAGAAACUUUAGAGGUGAUGUUGGAUCAAGCCUCUAGCUGCAUCUUCAGCCCAGAUGGUGCUCUUCUAGUCUCAGGAGCUGCUGGCCACGAUGAACAUCAACUGCAGGAGACGAAAAGGGAAACCUGGAGAACAGUGCAAGGGCUAAACCAUCCUGCUUCAAUAGGGAAAGGAAAUGGUCAAGUGCCAAGUGAGAACUAGAAAGGGAUGUUAUCAGACGUAGCCAGUUCCUGAGAGCAAAUGAUCAGCCUGCCCAUGGCAGGUUGGUACAAGUCCACCUAACAGUGACAUGCUGCUGCCCAAGUGACCACAGCUCUAAACUCCAGGAUAACCCCCUGGUGGCAUUAUGACAUCCCAUGGGUCCUUCUUGAGUAUCUGGGUCCAAUGUCUUCUCCUACAUGGGGAUACACAGGAGUAGAAGGGCACUGAGUAAUAAAAGCACUGCUAAGGCUUACUAAAAGUUGAACACGUGCCUGAAACCUGGACCAACUGGGACUGCACUGGAUAUCAAAACAAUGCAAUGUGAAAGCAACCUGACAACUGCCUCUUAGCUCCAACUUAAUGUUUAAAGAGGACCACUAGCUUCUCAGUAGAUGAACUAAUGCAUCCAAAGUGGUAAUUCAGUACAAAAUACCACCAGUUAUUCACCUGGGGAACUACACUUAGGGGUGAAAAGCUGAAAAGUGGCCUUUCACUGUCAGAUUGUACAUAAAACUGUAAUUGUCUUCCUGUAACUUCACAGUAACCGGAAACAAGCCCAAUCAUUCUUCUCACACAAGGACCUGAAAGCAGCAUGCAAAAUCCCUCCAGCUAGCACCCAGAGUGAGGGACUGGCAGACGGGGUGGGCAGCGUGUACAACCAGGACAGAAAGGAGUCUGCAGAUGGCUGAGAAUACCUGAUCUCAAAGAGUCUGGUUUUUAGAUCAUACCUAUACUUUUUGUCUCCCCCCCCACCAUGUCCACCCAGGUGUGUGUGCAAUAAUCCACUUUUUGAAAAUAAAAAAUGUGUGAUGGACAAAGAGGCUGUGGUGAAUCCCAUGAAAGGUGAGGCCCAGACAACUUAUGUUACAAGGCCUCAGUACAUACCACUCAAGUUUCAUAUUAUCACAUCUUCACAGGACUGAAGUUCAAGGUAACGAUAAAUUGUCAAGCCAAAAAAGCUAACUGAACCUUGUAUAAAAAAGAAAAAAAAAAAAGAAAAAGAACAGCUUGCCGGAGGCUACAAAGACCUCAUCAACCUGCAAUAUUCUCUCAGAGGAAGCCCGACCCUGUAAAUUGAAGAUUAAGGUUGCAGAAAGCCAGCCAGCCCAGCAACACUUUAAACACCUGCUGAAAGAGUCCUAGUGAUAGUCCAAGCACUACUGAUAACGCUGCAGUCACUACUGAUCAUCUGUAAAUGGCUCCAACUGGGCACCAGAUGGCUUAAAGUGAUAAAUACAGCAUUGCGUAGAUAAUGAGAAUGCCAGUGCAGACAUUUUUGGUGUCCUAGCAGUGGAUCUAGAAUCCCUUGUCAGAAAAAAGAACUCAGAUGUACAAAAAUCCCUACUCAGAAUAAGCUUCCGGCAAAGAACAAUCUUCAAUUUCAGUGAAACCCACUUUGCAAGGUUUGUCUACUUUCCAUGCAGUGUGUCGGUGUUGUUUGGACUGGCACCAGAAAAAACCUGAAGGUAAGUUUACUGAUUCUAGAGGGUUCCCCCACCCCUUUCAUGAUCUGUUUAGUACACAAUCUUUAUGCUGAAGUUCCGAAAAAGAAAUCUGAAUGUAAAUGCUUUUGUCUCCAAAAUAAAAGUGUAACUAUU